AUGCCGGAAACAAGCAUUACGGAAAUAACAGUGGAAAAAACACCGGCAUAUUUUGUUAGUAAAACUGCUCCCGGACGAGUUCGAAGUUUGAAUUCAACAAUUAAAUUGAUUGUUGUUGUACGAAAUCCGAUUACCAGAGCAAUAUCAGAUUAUACGCAAGCAAUCAGUAAGAAGAGACGAAAUGCUUCCACGCCAAGUUUUGAGGAAAUGGUACUAUCCAAUAGUUCAUAUAAUACAACCGGUAUGAAAGAAUUUAUUAAUGCUUCAUGGGGUGCAAUCCGAAUCGGUAUUUACCAUAAACAUAUUCGAAGGUGGCUUCAACAUUUUCCGCUUCAUCAGAUUCAUUUCGUGGAUGGCGAACGAUUGAUAACAAAUCCUGCUGCUGAAAUUUAUGCUGUUGAACGAUUCCUAACUGUUAAACCAGUUGUUCAACGAUCAAAUUUUGCAACAGAUCCAAUAAAAGGUUUUCCAUGUGUAUUACGAAAAGAUGAUACUUUGCAUUGUUUGGGAAAAACAAAAGGUCGAGCUCAUCCACAUGUACGAUUCGAUGUUAUUCAAAAAUUGGAAGAAUUUUAUCGUCCACAAAAUGAGGAAUUUUUUAAGCUUAUUAACAGAAGUAGUUUCACAUUAUGCACCCACUAUUGUGCUCUGGGCCAUGUUUUGUUCAUAGUUCGGGGGAAGCGUUCAGAUGGUCGGUAUGACGUAGAACGGAUAAGGAGUGGUGGGAGAGGGAAGGGAUUGGUAGGACAGGCGAGAAAAGGAGCUGCAGGAAGAGAGGCUUUCUUUGGAUUUGGUCAAGCUGCGGAAAUCUCGAUCAAAUUGGAUGAUGCGGAUAAUAGGAAAGUAGCUAAAAUACGAUGCGAAGAAGGGGGUCAGGAAACACAUUUUCUGUUUUAUGAUGGUGAAACAAUAUCUGGUACAGUUGGAGUUGCUGCGAAGAAAAAAUUUGAUCAUCAAGGAAUAAGAAUUGAAUUUAUUGGACAAAUCGAAUUAAAUUAUGAUCGUGGUAAUCAGCAUGAUUUUAUAACGUUGAUGAAGGAGUUGGCUCGUCCAGGGGAAUUGACUCAAAAUGCGGUUUUUCGAUUUGAGUUUCCAAAAGUUGAAAAACCAUAUGAGUCAUAUGUUGGUGCAAAUGUAAAAUUGCGCUACUUCCUAAGGGUAGUCAUUGUGCGAAGGUUGACUGAUAUAAUACGCGAAAUGGAUGUUAUCGUGCAUACGCUUUCUUCGUAUCCCGAUACAAAUAACAGUAUCAAAAUGGAAGUUGGUAUUGAAGAUUCUCUGCAUAUUGAAUUCGAAUAUAAUCGCUCCAAAUAUCACCUAAAAGAUGUGAUUGUUGGAAAGAUAUACUUUUUGUUAGUUCGGAUCAAAAUUAAGUUUAUGGAAAUUGCAAUAAUCAAACGAGAAACAGUAGGGAAUUCGCCAAAUAUUUUCAACGAGAAUGAAACAAUAGCAAAGUACGAAAUAAUGGAUGGCGCACCCGUGAGAGGUGAAUCAAUUCCAAUACGUCUUUUCCUAGCUGGUUAUGAUUUGACACCAACAAUGCGUGAUGUUGGUAAAAAAUUCUCAGUUCGCUAUUAUUUGAACCUUGUUUUGGUUGAUGAAGAAGAUCGUCGUUACUUCAAGCAACAGGAGAUGACAUUAUGGCGUAAAGCUGAUAAAAUAAAUCGGCACAUUUCGGUGGAAAAUAUGUCCGGAACAAAAACCAAUGGAGAAACGGCCACAGCGACAGCAGUUCAGCACACAAAGAAGAUUGAAGGUGGCAAGUGA
Cercopithifilaria johnstoni is the source of this 1767-nucleotide messenger RNA. NCBI's taxonomy places the organism in Eukaryota, Metazoa, Nematoda, Chromadorea, Rhabditida, Onchocercidae. The record is from the annotation of a GenBank genome assembly.